AUGUCCUCACAAACUUCGCGAUUAGUAGUGCUUGCCAUCGGUGUGCUACUGUUCAUGGCAUUAGAUGUAAAGGGACUAAAGCUGGCUUUUAUUUCUUCAGGAACGCCGUCUGACUUACUGCAGAUCGCGUCUAUUGUAAGAGCAGCCUACCAGAGAAAUCACUCAGCGACGGUUCUCGUGGACGCACGGGAGCUCGGUGGCUGCAAAGACGUUUUUGGAAACGCUGUUUGCACUCCUGUCAUAUGCUCUCAGGAAGGGUGUCAGUACAAAUCAGCAGACCAGUCUAGAGUGUUGCUCGCCGCCUUGCGCAAGCGGAGCUUUCCCCCUGAUGUUAUCGUAGCAGCUGUCUUUCUCUACGAGGCAGACCGGAUCAGUGAACAUCUGGGUGUCCCUCUUGUAAUUGUGUCAUCUAGCUCGAGUAACGUGCCAAGUAUUCGCAGUACGUCGUUUCAUCCUCUGCCUUUUGACAUGUGGAGAAGGUUCCCAUUACUGAACACUGUCAUAAGCGCAAUACGCGGCUUUUCCGCCUCUGUGUGGGAUCUCACGAGCUCUGGUGCACCCCAAGAUGCUCAGAUGGCACGUCAUAUUAUUACUCAAGGAAUUCCAGGCAUCGAUAUUGUCGAUCCCAUAUGCCCUAAUGUGCAUCCAAUCGGAUUUUUCAGAGGCGACAAUGAGGUCCUGGCAAAGAGCUCUUUCGCAGGAAUAGAUGCGUAUAUUGAGAGCUGUAGGGGUCGUUUCAUCUAUGCAAGCUUUCUGGUGGAAAGUAGCGUGCACGGGCAACAGGUUUACAGCGCUCUUCAAGCAGUUGCUAACGAAACGAACUCUUGUAUUCUUUGGUAUACGACAUCAGGUGAGCUGUCUUUGUUGAGAUUUCGAAGAUCCUCUGAAGGUCAGCGUGUGAAAGUUACUGAUGACACUUUUGCAGCCCCCUUCUAUGUUUUGCACCGUCACAAUCCUAUUGUUGUACUCUCAAACAAUGUCAAGGAAAUUAUGUACGAUGCUAUACUUGCCGAAUCCCCAAUCGUCUACGUCGGAAGCAACCGCCUUUCUUGUUUUCAGCUGUGGAACGCUGGCAUCGCUGCAUGUGCAUCCACUCCACGCACUGCCGAUGUUGUAUCAGCUAUUCUCUCAGUUUACAAUAAAUCGUCCGUGCGUGAACGAGUGCGAGCAGCACGACGUAUGGGCUUUCUCAUGGGUGGUGCUCAAAAAGCUGUUGAGGUUACAGAGCUCGCGGCUGCCUUGGGAACCGGCAACAUGGACUUUGUGUGCGACCAAAACGUUCUUCUCUCGCCGUACGGCUACGACUCGGCCAUUGCACUAUCGAUAAGUUUUGUACUAGGCGUUUUAUUUUUUUUUACCCUUCGCUGCUGCAAGUUUCCUUUGAAGUGGUAA
Molecule: messenger RNA, 1392 nt
Organism: Leishmania braziliensis MHOM/BR/75/M2904
Lineage: Eukaryota; Euglenozoa; Kinetoplastea; Trypanosomatida; Trypanosomatidae
Exons: 1
Coding region: 1-1392 (463 amino acids)
Source: RefSeq, a predicted model, not a curated record